AUGGCACAGCCGGCUCGGCUCCGCAGGCUCCCGGCAGCCCCUGCGGCCGCCGGGCGCCGGCGCUGGGCCCGCCUCGAGCUCCCAUUGGUCCGGGCGGCCGCCCCACCCUCCGGCCGACCAACGGACAGGCCGACGUCGCGCUCCCAGCAACCGCUGCGGCAGGCCGCUUCGAGCUUCUCAUUGCGCGCGCGAGCCGGCGGUGCGGGCGGAGCGCGGGAGCGGAGAGCUGCUCUGGAGCCGGCCGAGGCGGAGGCGGCCGUGCGGCCCGAGGCGGCCGAGGACGAUGAGGACGAAGAGGAGGCGCUACCGCACUCCGAGGCGGUGGACGUGUUCCAGGAGGGUCUCGCCAUGGUCGUGCAGGACCCGCUGCUCUGCGAUCUACCGAUCCAGGUGACUUUGGAAGAGGUCAACUCCCAAAUAGCAUUAGAAUACGGCCAAGCAAUGACAGUCCGAGUGUGCAAGAUGGAUGGAGAAAUAAUGCCUGUGGUUGUGGUACAGAAUGCCACAGUCCUGGAUCUGAAGAAGGCCAUUCAGAGAUAUGUGCAGCUCAGGCAGGAGCGUGAAGGGGGCAUUCAGCACAUCAGCUGGUCCUAUGUGUGGAGGACCUACUACCUGAUCUCUGCAGGAGAGAAGCUCACAGAGGACAGGAAGAAGCUUCGGGAUUACGGUAUCCGGAAUCGGGAUGAGGUGUCCUUCAUCAAAAAGCUGAGGCAAAAAUGAACCUCCAGACAAGGACAGCUCUGUGCUGGUGGCCUGUGCCCAGCUGGGACACAGCUGAGCCCUAGGUCCAAACAACCAAAUCAUGUGGCAAAUGGGCCUGGCCCUGUGUACAAAAUAAAUCUACUUGUUUCUUAGUUUGAAAAGUCAGAAAA
Messenger RNA from Callorhinus ursinus (northern fur seal), 872 nucleotides. It is a transcript of the gene SNRNP25, whose product is annotated as small nuclear ribonucleoprotein U11/U12 subunit 25. Gene Ontology annotation, cellular component: U12-type spliceosomal complex. NCBI's taxonomy places the organism in Eukaryota, Metazoa, Chordata, Mammalia, Carnivora, Otariidae. Gene Ontology annotation, biological process: mRNA splicing, via spliceosome. The record is from RefSeq and is a predicted model, not a curated record.